AUGAAGUGGAAAAUUGAAAACGAGGUUGAGGUGAUGUAUUUCUGAGCUUUAUCAUUUAUGACAACAUUUUUAAUGCUUAACUUUGCAUAUAUGUAUGCUUCACUUGAAAAUUAUAUUUUCUGCAUAUUUUGUUUCGAUUUUUCUGUGUCAUUGAGGACAAUGUUAUUUUUAAGUUGGGGGUGAAGUAUUAAUUAUUAAUUUAUGCUGUAGGAUGAUUAAAAAUAUGUGUUUGCAUUUUAUUUUUUAUUCUUUCAUGCUCACAUAGAAUAGCAACUAAAAAAAUUAAAAUAAAAUAAAAUUCAGAAAAACUACAAUAUCUAUUUUUUGGUUUUCUGUUAGGAACAACAGAUUGUCAAAAACAGCAAACAAAAAACAAUCUGAAAUUUAAAAUUCUAGAGACCUUUUUCUCACAUUUCAAUCCCCUAGACAUAUAUUACUGAAAUUCGAAAUUACAACUAUAAAGAGGAUAGUUUUGAUUUAUUUUUGACAAAUUUAUUGUUGCUAAAAACAGAACUAAAAACGGAAAACAGAACUGUUAGAACUAUCGUUCUAAAAAUAGAAGAGCAUGUGUUGAGUUGUUUUCCUUCUCACAAUAAUCAUUCAAUUUAUUUAUCAACCAAUGUUUUUCAUAUUACACUAUACUGUGAAUGAUAAGUCUUCAUUAUCAUGAGUUAAUAAUUAGUAAAUAAUAUAUUUUUAGCCUUAACUCAUGAUAAAUAGACUUAUAUUUGUGUUAAAAUGUGAAAAGUGGUUUUAAGUUGAUUAAUGUAAAUUUUUGAGUAAUUAUGUGGUUUUAUACAAAUUUAUAUGAUUUUUACAGUCUCACUUUUGAGAUAAAUGAAGAAAAAGAAAUAAAAAUAAAAAUAUAACAAAAUAGUGGGCACCCGCCGGCCAGCCGGGCCCGCAAGUGGGUCGGAAGCGCAAUUGGGGAGUAGCCGCGAGCAAGGACUCAAGCAGCUAGGACAGAUAGGGGCACAUGUACGCCACUCCCCUUUCACAUCAUUGAUGGCCAACCAGCUAUGGGGCAAAGAGUGGUUAUACACGCGUGAGAAAGGGACUUGCUUGUAAAUGUAAUAUUAGUAUAUAUUCGUCCAAAACUUCGGCGCACAAGCAAUGUGGGACUAAACCCGCGUCACACCUUCCCUAGAAAGGGUUUGAUGAUUUUGAUACCUAAAAUACCCCUUAUUUAUAAUAGGGAUAUACCACGAUAAUGUCAUUAGAUAAGGGCAUUAGAGUACUUAUGUCAAUCUCUCUCAUGCAAGAGCAACUAGUGUGGGUUCGAAUCCUCCUAAAGCCAAAACUCAUAUUUUUUAUCUAAUUAUCACGACUUUCUUGCAGAUCGCUAAUGAAGCAUUAAGUCACCAAAAUCACUAGAUCAUCAAUGAAAAUCUCGUCAAUGUGAUUCGCGAAGCAUUGUUACUAAAAUUGUUGAACUAUUCGCAAUAAAAGGAUCGCGAAUCCAUCGAGUAAAGUAUCUCCAAUUGAUCGACGAACAAGCCGUCGUCAAGAUAAGGACGAUCUACCGGGAGACGAGUCACCACCUCCUGAGAUCAUACUAGAUGCAAUGAAGAGCCUCUUCUUGCUGUGCAGAGUUGAGGAUGAAGCUCCCUAAUACGCGCCCCACCUCCAUCCAACUCCUCUCUGUCGGGUGACAGCCACUAGAGAGCCGCAAAGUCACUAUUUUUCUGCUCCGCCGGGUGACAAUCACCAGAGAUGAUUCAAGGACCAAUUUCAUUGAUCUCUAAACUUCGCAAGGAGAUCUAGAGAUUGCCCACGUCGUCCUUAUCCAAGGAGAGCCUUUGAGGCAGUAGACACUACACGACGAUCCUCCCAAAUGCUUAGGAUUUUGGUACAUCGCCAAUGCAUCGCUACCCCGACGUUAGAACUCUAUUUUCCUACUUUCAACUUAAUUUCUACUUCAUUUAAUGAUAAUUUAUGUGAUUUAAAUUUACCAAGAUAUACUUCAUUCAAUUACGAUUCUUCUGGCUUUUACAAAUCUUAAUUUGAUCAAUUAAAUCGUCUAUAAUUGCUUACGUAAGAAUCGUCAGACAAGACUCUAUUUUUGUCCAAUUCGCAUUCGUUAGGCACUGAUGUCAUCGUGAAGUCCGCACCCUUAUUUCUCUUUUUUGUGAAUUUUAAAUAUAUUUUAUUUUCAUUUCCUAGUAUACAAUUCAUAGAAAAUAGUAUUCUUUGAAGAAAAUUUUAAAUAAUUACCUGAUAUUAUAUUACAUCGCUGUGAUGGACCUAGAAAAUUACCACUAUAUUUGGAAGUUUUAUUGAAUUAUAAUUAAUAUAUUUGUUCAGAAAUACUUCUAAAUAUCCAAAAAUUUGUAUGUUCUAGUUUUAUAAAUUUUAAAUUUACAUGAUUUACUAUACAACGACUAAGUCACAUCACCUCCCAACACCUACAUAUUGCCUCUUGGUGCCCCACUAAUAAGUCUUCAUUAUCAUGAGUUAAUAAUUAGUAAAUAAUAUAGUUUUAGCCUUAACUCAUGAUAUAUAGACUUAUAUUUGUGUUAAAGCGUGAAAAGCAAUUUUUAGUCGAUUAACGUGAUUUUUUGGUUAAUUAUGCAAUUCUCUACGAAUUUAUAUAAUUUUUAUAGUCCUAUUUUUGAGAUAAAUGAAGAAAAAGAAAUUAAAAUAAAAAUAUAAAAAAAGGGAAGACCCACCAGCCAGCCGGGCUCGCAAGUGAGUUGAAAGUAUAGUCAAGGGGAGCCGCAAGCAGGGGCUCGAGUGGCUAGGACUGAUGGGAGCACAUGUGCGCCACUCCCCUUCCACAUCACUAAUGGUCAACUAGUUGUGAGGUAAGGAGUGGUCGUAUACAUAGUAGAAAAAAACUCAUUGCUUGUAAAUGUGAUAUUACUCUAUAUUCAUCCAAAACUUUAGUGCACAAACGAUGUGGGGCUAAACCCACGUCACACCUUCUCCCGAAAGGCUUCAAAGAUUUUAAUACUUAAACUAUCUCUUUGUUAUAAUAGAGAUAUAUCAUGAUGACGUCACUUGAUAAAGGCAUUAGAGUAUUUAUUUCAAUCUCUCUCAUACGUGUGGGCAACCGGUGCGGGUUCAAAUCCUACUAGAGCUCAAACUCAUAUUUUUAUCUGAUUAUCGUGACUUUCUAGUAAAUCGUCGGUGAAAGAUUAAGCCGUUAGAAUCGCUCCAUCAUCAGCAAAAAUCUUGUCAAUGCGAUUCGUAGAGUAUUGUUAUUAAAAUUAUUGAAUGAUUCAUGAUAAAAGGAUCAUAAAUUCAUCAAGUAAAUCAUCUCCGAUUGAUCGAUGAACAAGCCGUCGUAAUAUAUAUCCUGACGUUCGCACCCUUAUUUCAUUUUUUCAUGAAUUUUAAAUAUAUUUCAUUUUUAUUUCUCAAUAUAAAAUUCAUAAAAACUCAUAUUCUUUGAGAAAAAUUCUGAAUAGUUACCCAAUAUUAUAUUACAUCCUUGUAAUUGACUUAAAAAAUUAUCACUAUUUUUGAAAGUUUUAUUGAAUUAUAAUUGAUAUAUUUAUUCAGAAAUACUUCUAAAUAUCCAAAAAUUGAUAUUUUCUAGGUUUAUAAAUUUUAAAUUUGUGUGAUUUACUAUACAAGGACUAAGUCACGUUAGUACUCCACUAUUCCUAAGAUUUGUUGUAUCGACAAUGCUAUGGAAUUAGUCCAAGAUUCACUUCACACAUUUUGUGUUGACCGUGGUAUUUUUCAUCAAACCAUGUGUCCACACACAUCCCAACAAAAUGGUGUUGCCGAAUGAAUACAUCACUAACUACUUAAUAUUAUUUGCAUACUACUCAUUGAGAUGAAUGUUCCUCAUUAUUUGUGGUGUAAUGCCCUUCUGACAGUCAUAUAUCUCUAGAAUUGAUGUCCUUCCACUCCACUUAGUGGGGUCAUUUCACUUCAUCGUCUUUCACUAAAUUCUUUUCUUUUUUUCUUACCCCCUUGUGUCUUUAAACGCACUACUUUCGUCCAAGACCAUUCUCCUUCUCUUUCUAAAUUGACCCCUCAUGCUCUCAAAAGGGUCUUUGUUAGUUACUCAUAGACACAAAAGGGUUAUCAGAUCUAUUUUCUUGAUACUCAUUGCUAUGUGACAUCAGCUAACAUUAUUUUUCAUGAGUCUCUCUUCUUUUCUCCAACAUCGACUCCUCGAUCUGCUUCAUCUUCACCACCUAAUUUUCUUCAUGUGGUGAUCAUUGUAGAUCCCUCUCUUACUCUUCUUACUUGUCUAGUUUCUUCCUCGUCCACUCCUCCUUCAAUACCUUCGGCUUCAUCACCAUCUGACUCUUCUACUCUAGGAUCAGAUUCAUCUUCACCCUUUGUCGACGAGCCUUCUCCAAUCGUCUCUUCUAACACAAGUGGAUGACCUUCAUCUUCCUAUUGCUGUCUGCAAAGGUACACAUGUAUGCACCAGACAUCCUAUUUCCCACUUUAUUUCCUACGACUGUUGAUAAGUCUUCAUUAUCAUGAGUUAAUAAUUAGUAAAUAAUAUAGUUUUAGCCUUAACUCGUGAUAAAUAGACUUAUAUUUGUGUUAAAGUGUGAAAAGUGGUUUUCAGUUGAUUAAUGUGAUUUUUUGGGUAAUUAUGUGAUUUUAUACGAAUUUAUAUGAUUUUUACAGUCUUACUUUUGAGAUAAAUGAAGAAAAAGAAAUAAAACUAAAAUAUUGCAAAAUGUGGGGGGACCCGCCGGCCAGCCGGGCCCGCAAGCGGGUCAGAAGCACAGUCGGGAGUAGCCGCGAGCAGGGGCUCGAGCGGCUUCGCUUGGACCGAUAGGGGCACGUGUGUGCCACUCCCCUUCCACGUCACCGGUGGCCAGCCGGCUGUGGGGCAAGGAGUGGUCGUACACGCGAGAGAAGGGACUUUGCCUGAAAAGCUAAUAUUACUAUAUAUCGCCUGAAAAAUCGGCGCACAACCGAUGUGGGACUAAACCCACGUCACACCUUCCUCAGAAGGGGGGCCGGACAACCGACGCGGGUUCGAAUCCUCCCAGAGUCAAAAUUUAUAUAUUUUUAUCUGAUUAUCGCGACUUUCCUGCAGAUCGCCGGUGAAGGAUUAAGCAACUAGAAUUGUUGGAUCAUCGGCGAAAAUCUCGUCAACGCGAUUCGCGGAGCAGUGCUACUAAAAGGAUCGUGAAUCCAUCGAGUAAAUCAUCUCCGAUUGAUCGACGAACAAGCCGUCGUCGGGAAGAGGACGAUCCGCCGGGAGACGAGUCGCCACCUCCUGAGAGCGUACCAGAUGCGAUGAAGAGCCUCCUCUUGCUGCGCGGACCUGAGGAUGAAGCUCCCUGACACGCGCCCCACCUCCAUCCAGCUCCUCUCCGUCGGGUGACAGCCACCGGAGACGACUCAGCGACCCAUUUCAUUGAUCUCUAGACUUCGCGAGAAGAUCUAGAGAUUGCCCACGUCGUCUUUGUCCAAGGAGAGCCUUCGAGGCCGUGGACACUGCACAACGAUCCUCCCGAACGCUCAAGAUUCCGGUGCAUCGCCGAUGCAUCGCCGUCGCGACGCCGGAACUCUGUUUUCCUGCUUUCAACUUACUUUACGCUUCAUUUAGUGAUAGUUUUUGUGAUUUUAAUUUACAAAAAAAUUACUUUGUUCUAUUACGAUUCUUCCGGCUUUUACAGAUCUUAAUUUGAUUAAUUAAAUCGUCUGUAAUCGCUUACGUAAGAAUCGCCGGACAGAACUCUGUUUCCGCCCGAUUCGCGUUUGCCGGGUGUUGACGUCAUCUUGAUGCCCGCACCCUUAUUUCCCUUUUUCGUGAAUUUUAAAUAUAUUUCCUUUUUAUUUCCUAGUAUAAAAUUCAUAGAAAAUCGUAUUUAUUGAGAAAAAUUCUGAAUAAUUACCAGAUAUUAUAUUACACCCCUGUAAUUGACCUGGAAAAUUACCGCUAUUUUUGGAAUUUUUAUUAAAUUAUAAUUGAUAUAUUUAUUUAGAAAUACUUCUAAAUAUCCAAAAAUUCGUAUUUUCUAGUUUUAUAAAUUUUAUAUUUGCAUGAUUUAAUAUACAACGACUGAGUCAUGUCAACUGUCUUUCUCUUUCCUUUCAUACCUUUGCUCUUUCCGUGGCCUCCGAGUCAAUUCCACAAUCGUAUGUUAAGGCUGCAUAGGUACCUAAAUAGAAGGUAGUCAUGAACUUGGAGGUGGAUGCCUUCAUGUCUUAGAGAACUUGACACUUGUAUCUCGUCCACGUGAUGCCAACAUCGUUAUGUGAAGAUGGGUUUUCACACUCAGGUAUAACCCAAAUGGAUCUAUUAUACGUUACAAGGCUUGUUUGAUUGCUCAUAGAUUCACGCAGGCUUAUGACAUUAACUAAACUGAGAUGUUCUCUCUAGUGGUUCAACUCAACUCUAUUCGAGUGAUACUCUCUUUAAUAGUGAAUUAGGUAUGGUGUUUAUAUCAGUUGAAUGUUUCUAAUAUCUUUCUCUACGGUGACCUUGAGGAACAAGUGUUUAUGGAGCAACCUCUUGAGUAUGUUGCUCAGAGGGAGUCAUUGAAGGUAUGUCUUUUGUAGAGUGUCAUUUACAAACUUAAACAAAAUCCAUGUAUCUGAUUUGCUAAGUUCAAUGGUCUUCUAACGCAAUUUGGAUUCUCACCAUGUCUUGCAAAUUCCACAGUACCUGCAAACACUACUGA
Messenger RNA from Spirodela intermedia, 6611 nucleotides. NCBI's taxonomy places the organism in Eukaryota, Viridiplantae, Streptophyta, Magnoliopsida, Alismatales, Araceae. The record is from the annotation of a GenBank genome assembly.